This is a messenger RNA of Meyerozyma guilliermondii ATCC 6260, 921 nucleotides long. It is a transcript of the gene PHO23, whose product is annotated as Pho23p. The record is from RefSeq and is a predicted model, not a curated record. NCBI's taxonomy places the organism in Eukaryota, Fungi, Ascomycota, Pichiomycetes, Serinales, Debaryomycetaceae. Bases 1 to 921 code for a protein of 306 amino acids. Gene Ontology annotation, biological process: regulation of DNA-templated transcription. The transcript has a single exon. Gene Ontology annotation, cellular component: Rpd3L complex; nucleus; Rpd3L-Expanded complex.
AUGGAGUUGCGUCACAAAUCGCGUGCAAGCAAGCGCACACCGCUGCAUUUUGACCAAUACAAACAAAAGGCACGAACGGUUUCUUCCCCAGCGGAAUUGCUUCCUGGACUCAACGAUAUUUCCGAUGCGUUUGAAGCGCUUCCUAUGGAUCUCAUCAAGUACUUUACGCUACUCAAGGAGAUCGACGCCAAGUGUAUCAACACGAUUCCUCAAAUAAAUGGUCAUAUCAAAAAAUAUUUGGAUGAGGUUCACGCGGACGGAGUGACACCGAAACGAUUGGAAACCAUCGGUCACAAAAUCCACGAGAUUAUUCCUUGUUUAGAGGAAAAAAUGCAUGUGACCACGGUGGCAACCGAUGUGUUGUACAAACAUAUGCAUCGAAUAAAUAACGAUUACCAGAUGAUUCUCGCCAACAAUGAAAUUCCCGAACUGAUCCGAAUCGGACCCCUCAAUCAUCCCGCCAUGAUCAUGGAUUCCAACGCCACCGAAAAUCAAAAUCCCAACCGAUCAGCUCAACUGACGCGCAGUGAAAGUAGAAGAGAAGCAUUGGCUGCCAAGAAGGUGGUGCGCGACGAUGACGACAAGAAACGGCGUCGCGAAGGCAGUCCGCAGGAAGACAAGAAAAAGAAGCAGCGCAGCGAAGAAGGUUCGCGCAGCGGUACUCCUGCGAUUGCGACCACGGCGACAGCAGCGGCGAUGGCCAAAAAACGCACCACCAAACCUCGCCGUGACGACGAAGGGAACUCGGAGCCUACGUACUGUUACUGUAACCAGGUUUCAUUUGGAGAAAUGGUGGGAUGCGACGGGGCAGAUUGCAAACGAGAAUGGUUCCAUUUGCCGUGUAUAGGGUUUAAGAACCCGCCGAAGGGCCGGUGGUACUGCGACGACUGCUUGGCGAAAAUGAAGAAGCGGCGGGUGUGA